GGUCUUGUGUUCUGUAAUGUAGUUCACAAUGUUUAGGGCUGUAAGGAAAGUACGAUUAUUAUAUAAGAGAUGUGAAGCAGUAUCAUAUAUUACAAAAGAAGGGAGGCGAUACGUACUAUCUGAAGCAUAUCGUUGUGAAGAUGCAUGGAAUAAUCGGUUUUCCUCUCCAGUCUUCCAGAAAAUUAAAUUGGAUGAGAUGUACCACGAGUUGGAUACAAGGUUUCAGCAAGAAGGGAAAGCUGCUGCUGUUGACAUUGAUCUGUUUGCAAAUGCUGUGAAGAUUGAAGAACAUGCUGAUGAGUUGGAAGAUUUGGUUCAUAAGCUUCGAUUAAGUGAAAACACAUCGUCUAUGUUACAUUCCACACCACAUGCUGUCAUUCGUAUCUUACUAGAACUUGGCAGACAUGAACAGCUGUUGAACAUUUUGAAUGACAGAAUUAACUAUGGAAUCUUUCCUGAUUAUUAUUGUUCAUGUUUGUUAAUGGAUACAUUCCUAAAAUCAGGAAAUUAUGCAGCUGCUGCAAAAGUUGCUGCAAUGGAAAUGCUACAGGAGGACUGGUCCAAUCCUCUUACUACACACCUUGCCCUCUAUUCGUGCCAUAUGUACUUAAAGGAUCCUGGGCCUGAACCUUGGAAAGAGGAGGUGGUGGAAGAAAAUGACACUGAAGAAGAGGUGAAAGUACGUGUAAAGUACGUACGAAACCCAUAUUUUGAUGACCAUUUUGAUCUAUGUGAUCCUCAGCUCUUGCUCGGAAAGACUUUUGCUACCAUUGGCAUAGCUUUGUCUGAUUCUGUUGGAUACACAUACCAGUUAGUGGGUUGGGCACUAUAUAAAAAAUGGAACAAAGUUGUUAAAUGUCUGGAUGAAAAAAUGGAAAAGGAUCCAGAAAAACAGGACCCUGGAAGUAGUGUAAGAGAUACAUGCAUACUAAAAAUAGAAAACCUAAGAACUUUGGGCCUUGUUUCAAACGAGUGUUUACACACAGCAGUCGUGAGUAAAGUUAAAGAUGUAGUGGCCGAGCAUGAGCAGCAGAUGAUAACUGCACAGUGUAGUGUAUAUAAGGAAUGGGAGAAGCUGCGUGAAGAAGUCCUCCAGAAAGAAUUGGACAAAGUGAAGACACAGAAAAGAUUGCAGCAAAUUCAAGAGGAAAAGGAGCGGCUAGCAAAACAAGAGGAGGAAUUAUUCUUUUUUGAUAAUUUACAGAAACUUAACCUUAUUAUAAAAGAAGCCAAGUCUGUACCAAAGGAGGAGGUAAAAAGGAAAGGGAAAAAGAAAGAAGACGACGAAAAUUACACACCACCAGAAGUAACUAAAAGAAAAAAAUAAUGUGUGUAAAUUAUGAACAUUAAGCAAAUAAUUAAAGAAUGUCUUAAGUAGUAGUGUCAUGUUCAUUUUUAAUUUUGUAUAUCC
Schistocerca cancellata (South American locust) is the source of this 1411-nucleotide messenger RNA. RefSeq lists its product as uncharacterized. The transcript has 2 exons. Bases 29 to 1327 code for a protein of 432 amino acids. NCBI's taxonomy places the organism in Eukaryota, Metazoa, Arthropoda, Insecta, Orthoptera, Acrididae. Gene Ontology annotation, cellular component: mitochondrion. The record is from RefSeq and is a predicted model, not a curated record.